AUGAUGGAGGUGAUUUCGACACGCCGAUACGAGGCCCGUCCACCGGCGAAUACCCACUCCUCUAUUCUCGUUGACCCUGAGAACUCCGUGGCAUUAAUCAAAGAAGAGGAAUGGGAGACCCGCAAGAAAAAGGAGAUUACCACCACGCGGCAGAUCGAGACGAGGGUGAAGCGACAGGUUGUCCUCGAGGACGGAGAAGUCGUCGUCGACUCCGGACCUCUUGUCACCACAAACACAACCGAAGACGUCGAGCAACAGGAACAUACGACUCAGGAGAGACGCACGACUGGGGAUCAACCGCAGGAGGUCGACUGGCGGCCGGCAGCAGGUGGUACUGUGACCGGAAAUGGCGGUAACGUCGUGCAAAAGGAGCUGAAUGAGACGGUGGUGAGGAGCCGCGAGGAGAUCGAGGAGAGACUCGAGACGGAGGAUCGUCAGCAGUUGGGAGAUAUCUCGGACGAGGCAUACCAGAAGGCGGUGCAUAGCAAUAGGGGUGACUUACGGGUCGCUCUCGCCGAAUCUUCGAAACAGUUGGCGUCACAAUCCGGUCCACGGGUCAUCCAGCACACGACUAGGUCAAACAAAGUCAUCGACACCGAGAAGACCUUGGAGAAAAAGGAACUGAAGGCUGACGGAUUAAUCGUUACCGAGAAGAAGCGAACGGUCGAGCACGAAGAGAUUAAAGACGACGAGGUUCCGGACGACGGGAGGAACGACGACGACGCCUCUGAAACGAAGAAGGAGAGCUCGCAGAGGUACAUCAAGAAAAGAGAAGAAGACGUGGUAGACUACAUCUCGGCCGGCGAGAGAGUCGGCCGAGAAAUGCGCUACGUUGCAGAGACAACCGAAGGAGAACGAAUAGGCGACUGGUCACCAUCACCGACGGGCAUGCGGACGACUCGUUUUCACAAGUAUCCCGGUUUCUCGGAUGCCGCUCGAAAAGAUGCCUUGACGAAGAAACCGUUGGACCUCGAGGAAGAGGACGAGGCGAGAAAAUUCGAAACGUCCAAGUGGCUGGAAAGCCAUUUUGGCAGCGAUUCGCGCUCUUCGCACGGAUCCCUCGAUGCCGAUGACUCUCCUCUUCCGACCAGCACUAACACGAGCUACAUCAAUGUCACCAUGAAAUCCUGCACGCCGAAGGAGCACGAUUAUCAAAAUGCAAGUUCCAGCCGUAAUCAACGACGUGGUCGAGAGACAAAUAACUCGCCUUCAGGAUAUUUUCAUGGAAUCAGCGAAUGGUCGGAACGGUAUCAAGGAAAAGAGAAGCAAAAUCAUGCGCGAUCAAACUCUCCAGUUCGAUACGUGGAAUCUUCACGUACCAACGGACAUGCCCACGGGCAUAAGAGAAAUCAAGUUGAAUCAUCUUAUUCGAAAACUUACGAAUCGUUCCGACGUGAGUAUCAGGAUUCCGUCGAAGAACGACAACGUACACCUUCCCCACCGAUACGUCGAAGAUUGAAAGAACAAUGGGCGAAACCUGAAGAAAAGGUCAGUUCGAACGAACUUCCAUCAGGUCGUACUUCAAGUCCGGUACACGUGGUACAAAGAACUUGGGAGAGUCGUAAUCGCGACGUGCAAGCACAAACAUCUGAACGCGAUUACAGAAGUACCUCGCCACGAUCUCGAUCGAUCUCACCGAAAUCGCCGAUAAAUAAUCGCGAAGAGAAAAAGUCGGAUAGUUCACGAGCAUCUAAAGGUCAUGGACCGAAGUAUAAGAUCGGCGAAUCCUUUCGAAAGCUGGUGGGGAAAUUACGUUCAGCUAGUACGGAGAGAAAGAACAAACGGGCAAGCGGUGGUUCUACCUCGCAAUUGACGCAGACCGACGACAAUGGCCCGACCUAUUUGCAGUACAACGUGAUCGAUAGGAACAUUCCUUUCGUCAGCGAAAGGGACGUGACGGAGGACAAGCCACCUGAAAGACCACCGCGAUCACCGCGAAACGCUAACACGUCGAACAAAGUCACGAAGGUCACCAGGAGGGAUGACCAUGGUGUCCAGGAAUGGCAACGCAGCGAAUCCACGCCACCACCCUUGCAGAGGUAUUACUUGGGCGAGGAUCCUUUCGGCGGCAGUAUCUACGGCCGUGAGAAAGGAUACGAGAACGACCGAGACCGGCUGCGACACGGAAGACCACGUGGCUCUGGUAAAAUUGCCGUAGAUUCCGAGCACAGCGUCACCUCCAGCUCCCUCGGCAGAUUUAGCAAGUCCACCAGCAGACUGGUUAGCGAUCACGAGAGGGAAGAUCAGUUCCGGACCACUCAGACGUUACCGCGGAGCCUGCAUUCCACCGGUGGUGAACAGUCAGCUCGCUCCCAGACCAGACGAUACCAGGCACCGAACAUCGGCAGAUACGGCAAAAUGAGCCAACAUCACAGCAGCAUGAUCAACAUAUCGAUCAAGAACACGGUGAACAUGUCGCCCAAAGUGAGCGCGACGCCUGCUUACAGCACUCUUCAAGCUCCGCCGAAACCCGAACGUACGUACAAGUCGUCGCUGUCACGCAGCAAAAGCUUUAAUAUCGAGGCCAAUAAGAACGGUGUCGAAACACCAACCCGUGUACCGUAUACCUCCAAUUUGCACCUAAAUCGCCUAGACGAGACGCCGCCGUUGAAGAGCCCUGGUAUUCUUGCCAGCAUUAGCCGCAGUAACAAAGAUUUAUUAAGAGACGGCAAAUAUUAAGGUAGCCAUUAAUCACGUAAUAAACUG
Messenger RNA from Cyphomyrmex costatus, 2706 nucleotides. RefSeq names its product chascon (gene chas). The coding region runs from base 1 to 2679 and encodes 892 amino acids. The transcript has 11 exons. Lineage: Eukaryota; Metazoa; Arthropoda; Insecta; Hymenoptera; Formicidae. The record is from RefSeq and is a predicted model, not a curated record.